Exophiala dermatitidis NIH/UT8656 is the source of this 4608-nucleotide messenger RNA. RefSeq lists its product as uncharacterized. The transcript has 2 exons. The record is from RefSeq and is a predicted model, not a curated record. The coding region runs from base 275 to 4147 and encodes 1290 amino acids. NCBI's taxonomy places the organism in Eukaryota, Fungi, Ascomycota, Eurotiomycetes, Chaetothyriales, Herpotrichiellaceae.
UGCGCCUUUACUUGAGUCUCCAGUCUCCGCCACGUCUGUUGUAUUCACCACGACCGACGCCCGCUCAGCCUUCUCCGUAGUCUCCGCUCCUCCUUCCACAUCAACUUGCGAAGGUGUCGCAGCUCUCCCGCAAUUCCUUCCAAAGCACUCGUCCGCACUCGCCUGUAACCCGCCAUUACCUUACCAAGGAUGAGACACUUCUCAAGGACACAUCUAAGAAAGAGGAUUUCGUGCGACGACUGAGGAGAGAGCAGGGCUGCUGUGAUCGUCCAUCAUGCCGUCAGCGCGCCCUCGCGCGGCCUUUGAGCCGAUUUCGCCCGAUUUCGAUCUGAAAGCGCUUGUCGAAUCGACGCCGAACUUCGAAUGGGUGGUGCGCAUACACUGCGACAUGAUAGAUCAUCAAGGCUUGGAGAAUUUUGAGAAGUUGGUCUUGAUUCAUGUCAUUCUCGGUGGGAAGCCGCUCGUGAUUGAAGGCUACGAAUCCCGUCUGGAUCGCUGGACUUUUGCGCUUCAAUGGUUGCGGGACAAUUGUGGGACAAAAGUCGAACAUGCGCGAGAUCUUACGAAGAAGACCAACGUACCUCUGUCCAUCGCUCACUACUUGAACAAUAUGGCCCUCCUCACAAAUCAGUGGACGCCCCAGAACUACAAAGAUCCUAAUCGUCAGAGAAUGUACUUGAAAGACAUUGAUUGUCCGCAAUUAUGGCACGACAAACUUUCGGAAAUUAUCCCCCCGGCCCUGUUCUAUCUCAAUGAGUCUACGGGAGAUAUUGGCGGGUUUGGUGCCGUAGAAGAAAACGAUCCGAUCCGGCCGGGCAUGAGGAAGGGUAGGGGAAUCGCCAAAGCGGGUGACUUGAUGAGCAGUUUACCAAAGGAGAUGCGCGCCGAGAACUUGAUGUGCUAUAUCGGCCAUGAGGGAACGUAUACCCCUGCACAUCGUGAAAUGUGUGCCAGCCUGGGUCAGAACAUCAUGGUGGAAGCCUCCACUGGAAAAGUGGAGGACGGAAAACCAACGAAGCCCGGGUCCUCGAUUUGGUUCAUGACAGAAAGCAAAGAAAGGGAAGUCGUUUCCGAAUACUGGCUCUCUCGGCUGGGCCAUGACAUCGAACUCGAGAACCAUUUCGCCCAGAUCAAUGCGUGGAAGAACGCGCCAUUCAAGACAUAUGUCGUUGAACAAAAGCCUGGUGAUUUCAUCCUCAUCCCGCCGCUCGCCCCACAUCAGGUCUGGAAUCGAGGCACUAGAACGAUGAAGGUGGCCUGGAACCGGACCACUGUGGAAACACUCGAGUUGGCGUUACAUGAAGCACUACCUCGGGCAAGAUUGGUUUGUCGCGACGAACAGUACAAGAACAAAGCCAUCGUCUACUACACGAUGCAGAAAUACUCCAAACUUCUCAAGUUGGCCGAGAAGUUCAGACAGAGAGCCGCAAGAUCGGAGCGCAAGCCGCAGAGUGACACGAAAGUUCGCCAAUUGGAAAAGGAUUUCCGGAGAUUGCACCAUCUGUUCACGGAGAUCUUGGUUUCUGAAAGCUUCCUGCCUGAUCGUCCGGAGAAGGAUGUGGAGAAGUUGACUUAUGACAGCAACAUUACCUGUUCGUAUUGUCGAUGCAACAUCUUUAACAGGUUUCUCACUUGCCCAAACUGCGUGGAGACCUUGCCCAAUGGUGAGGAAGAUACCUACGAUGUCUGUUUGGAAUGUUAUGCCAUGGGCCGAAGCUGCGCAUGCAUCUCCCACUUGAGAUGGGUUGAACAAUGGUCAUGGAGCGAUCUGGUCCAGAAGCAUGAACAAUGGCGCCAUCAGAUCCUCCAGUACGAGGGCAAAGUGACUGAGCGGUCACCUGUGUCACUCAAAACAGAGCUCAACCGACUGGGUAAGCGGCGAACACUUGCACAAAUUUGUCAGCUGGAGCUGACACGUCGGCCGUUCCACGAUAUUCAUAAUCCUCAGCCGCCUGUUCAAGAAGAAAAACGCUAUGAAACUUUUGUCGAUGCAAAGGGACAGACACGCAAACGGGUAACGAGAUCCGAGAAGUUUGAACGGGAGCAUGCGCGAUGCCACAUCGAUUUCCAUUUCGAACCCAAAUGGAAACAGGCCACAUGCACCAACUGCGGCAAGAAUUACUGCUAUGGCACUCUGUUCCGGGCAUAUGACAUGAUGCCACAAGAUAUCCUGGCCGACCCGGAGUGGCAAUGCCCAAGCUGUCGGAACAUCUGUGGGUGUCGGCCUUGCCGCUCGAGGCUAGGUGACGCGUACAAGCCAUACACCCCAUCCUCGACUUUCGUCGGUCACAAUACCAAGGCAGUGGCUGAUCCUCGAUCCGUGGAGAGCUUGGUCGACUUCAGUUAUUCUAAUCUGGGAUGGAUCCAAAAGGCUGGCGAUGAUAAUGGGGCCGAUACUCGCCGCCUGAACCAACGCAGGAAGGAGGCCGCUGCUGCAAAAGACAGUAAUCUCGAAUUGGGCGAUGAUUAUGUCGAUGGCGAAACGGAGAGAGACGACGGAAUAGAAGAUGGUAUUCUUCGCUUGGCUGAACACGAGGGCAUCCCCAUUGACCCAGCCUUGGGCGACAUGUCGCUCAUGACUAACGGUUCCGCCGCUGAUGAGGAUGAUGAUGAUGAAUUUGACGAAAACCCAGAAGGAGCAAAGAUACCAGAGGACCUGGUCAUGGUAAAUACUCUGGAGCCGCAGUUUGUGGUGCCAGCGGGUGGUGUCCUUCGAGACCAGGCCCACGCAUACGACCCGACCGAAGCCAUUACAUACGAUUAUCCCGAUCCCGAGAGCGACCGGGCUAUCGUCCCUGCCGUCGAAGAAGAGGCUCCUCUGCCGUCGGGUUACGCUCCUGCUGUUCAAGGUGAUGCAGGAGAGAUAGAAAUGGUGGAAAGAAAGCGAAAGCGCACCAAAGUCGAUGAAGGAGAUCGUCCUUACGGGUACAAGAAAGCAAAACCCAAGAAGCAACAAAAGUCGCUUAUUGUCAAAUUACCCGUCAAUCCAGAGAAACUUGCAGAGAUGGAGAAGAUGGCCAGUAUAGCGCGGCAGGCUCUGAAUGGAGUGGAUGCGCCGGCGCCGGUCAUCGGCUCUGACCUUCAAGCUCUCAACAUGGCCGAAGGAAAUCCUCAGGGGGCGCCUAAGAGAAGCCGUACCGUUGAGGAGGAUGUUGUGGACCAGGAUGAAGAUGACGACUUUACCCCAGGACGUUAUCGUGACCGCCGCAGACUAGGAGCGGACGGUGCUCCGCGACCGCCUCCCGAUGCCGAAAUUACCAGACGACAAACUCGGUUGCAAAAUGUGCAUUACGAAGAACCUUCGGAAGAGGAGUUUGAUGAAGUUGUUGAACCUGAGCAACCAGCGCAGAAGAAGCAAGUUGAGAAGCAGCAGGUUGUUCGUUUGGUUGAUGUGGAAAUGGACACUGAUGACGCAGAGGGCGAGUCGGACUUUAUCAACGAAACAGAGAACAAUGUUUCAGCAUCUAGUCCACCCGUCGAGAUUGGCCCGGAUCCAGCACUGGAAAUAACACAGGCAGCACCUACCGCCAGUUUGACUGUUACACAGAAGCCUGCCCCUACGACACGAGAUUCCGCAAGCGAGAAGGGCCCGAAAAGGCCUGCAUCACCCUCCUCGGAAUCUCCACCCCCGCGGAAGACUCAGCCUGCGAAACCUCCCCAAGUUACUACCUCAGAUCCGAAGUCGCUUUCUGAGGCUCAGGCGAACCGCAAGGCAAAAAUGGCAGCCAUCGAAUGGAUGGAAAAUGGCAGUGAUGAUCUGGACGAUGCAUGGUCUCAGGACUCAUUCUUAGAUGAUGACGGUGCACCUGCUCGGCAAUCUUCUUCUCCUCCGCCAGCUCCCAAGGCAGCCCCAGCAUCAACAUCUGCUUCGAAGCCUGUCAUUUCGGUCACCAUUCAGAAGCAGCACAACGGUCCUCAGUCAACUCCCGAUUCGACCCGAGUAACCCCGAAGGUACCGCUACCGGUCAAGGUGUCGGCCGAUGCUUGGGUCGAUAGCGAUUCAGACGACGAACCGCCGCCAAGAAGGGCACCGGCACCGGCUCCGCAUCAGAGUAACGGUCACGGCCAGAGCUGGGCGGCUGUCAAUGGCGGAAGUGCUAGUGUCGGCCGUGGUGCUGGACGAGGUAGAGGCAAGGGUAUGGGGUAGGGGUAGGGGUAGGGGGCCUGGCAGACCGCCGAAGUACGCUUACUGGGGUGGCAUUUGAUGUUGGCAUUCAGUCCUGGGUUGAACAGUGGUAACACUAUUCAUUUGCUGUUGUGCAUGGGCGCUGGACUAUGAAGGUUGUAUGUUUUCACAGUUGAAAGGAAUGAGAAGCUCCAGAGAGCUGCUCAUAGUUGGGACGACUAUACCCACGUCGGCGAGUACUAUUGUGUAAGGAACGUACUGCACUGCGAUCGUCUACAAAGCAUGAGCUUCACCGUUUUGCUGCUCUUCGCCGAAUGAAGAAUCAUAUUUCGGGUUGCGGACCUGUGCCCAUUCCCUUCGAACAAGCAUUUCUCUUCAAACAGGUAUUUUCUGGCAGUACUAGUAGGUAGCUACCGCGCCAACCUGCAGCCUGUUGACAAUACAAGGCUCUGGGUUGCAAGGCUGCAGUGCAUGAUGACAAG